Molecule: messenger RNA, 5590 nt
Organism: Neopsephotus bourkii (Bourke's parrot)
Lineage: Eukaryota; Metazoa; Chordata; Aves; Psittaciformes; Psittacidae
Gene: CDC42BPB
Product: CDC42 binding protein kinase beta
Exons: 39
Coding region: 28-5277 (1749 amino acids)
Biological process (GO): peptidyl-threonine phosphorylation; actomyosin structure organization
Cellular component (GO): cytoskeleton; cytoplasm
Molecular function (GO): ATP binding; protein serine/threonine kinase activity
Source: RefSeq, a predicted model, not a curated record
GUGCCCUGCGCCCGCCGCCGCGGCACCAUGUCGGCCAAGGUGCGGCUGAAGCGGCUGGAGCAGCUGGUGCUGGACGGGCCGCAGCGAAACGACAGCGUGCUAAGCGUGGAGACCCUGCUCGACCUCUUGGUCGGCGUCUACGCCGAGUGCAGCCGCGACUCGCCGUUGCGCCGCGACCGAUACGUCUCCGACUUCCUCGAGUGGGCAAGACCAUUUACAAAAUUGGUAAAGGAAAUGCAGCUCCAUCGAGACGACUUUGAAAUUAUCAAAGUGAUUGGAAGAGGUGCAUUUGGUGAGGUUGCAGUUGUUAAAAUGAAGUGUACAGAGCGUAUUUAUGCAAUGAAAAUUCUGAAUAAGUGGGAGAUGCUUAAAAGGGCAGAGACAGCUUGCUUCCGAGAGGAGAGAAAUGUCUUGGUGAAUGGAGAUUGUCAGUGGAUUACUACGUUGCACUAUGCCUUUCAAGAUGAGAACUAUUUGUAUCUAGUGAUGGACUACUAUGUUGGUGGUGACUUACUGACACUUCUCAGUAAGUUUGAAGACAAGCUUCCUGAGGAUAUGGCUCGGUUCUACAUUGGUGAAAUGGUGCUUGCUAUACAUUCCAUACAUGAGCUGCAUUAUGUGCACAGGGACAUAAAGCCUGAUAAUGUUCUUUUGGAUGUGAACGGCCACAUACGGCUGGCAGACUUUGGGUCCUGUCUGAAAAUGAGUGAAGAUGGCACAGUACAGUCAUCAGUAGCAGUGGGUACGCCUGACUACAUCUCCCCUGAGAUACUGCAAGCAAUGGAAGAUGGAAUGGGAAAAUAUGGGCCUGAAUGUGACUGGUGGUCACUGGGAGUCUGCAUGUAUGAAAUGCUGUAUGGUGAAACACCCUUUUAUGCAGAGUCAUUAGUGGAAACCUAUGGGAAGAUUAUGAAUCAUGAAGAACGAUUUCAGUUUCCAUCGCAUGUUACAGAUGUAUCUGAAGAAGCAAAAGAUCUAAUUCAGCGACUUAUCUGCAGUAGGGAGCGUCGACUGGGACAGAAUGGAAUAGAGGAUUUUAAGUCUCAUGCAUUCUUUGAAGGACUUAAUUGGGAUAACAUCAGAAACCUAGAAGCACCUUACAUUCCAGAUGUUAGCAGUCCUUCUGACACCUCAAACUUUGAUGUAGAUGAUGAUGUAUUAAGAAAUCCAGAAGUGGUGCCACCAAGUUCUCAUACAGGCUUUUCUGGAUUGCAUUUACCAUUUGUUGGGUUUACAUACACAACUGAUAGUUCUUUAUCUGAUAGAGGCACUUUAAAGAGUGCAAUGCAGCCUGACACUGUAACCAAAGAUAUGGAUGUCCAGCGUGACUUAAAGAGCACUUCACAAAUAGAAGGCUAUGAAAAGAAAAUACGGAAAUUAGAGCAAGAAAAGCAGGAUUUGAACAGAAAACUGCAAGAAUCUACACAGACAGUGCAGAACCUCCAAGGUCCAGUGUGUGUCACAGUAAAUACAAGCCGUGAUAAGGAGAUUAAAAAAUUAAAUGAAGAAAUUGAACGGUUGAAAAACAAAUUAACAGAUAUAAGUAAACUGGAAGGACAGCUUGCAGAUGCAAUGGCUUUUCGACAAGAACAUGAAGACUCAAUGCACAGGUUGAAAGGACUAGAAAAGCAGUGCAGAGUGUUGCGGCAAGAAAAGGAGGAGCUUCAUAAGCAACUUGUAGAAGCCUCAGAGAGAUUAAAGACACAAUCCAAAGAACUGAGAGAUGCCCACCAGCAAAGAAAGCUAGCUGUGCAGGAGUUCUCUGAGCUCAGCGAGAGGAUGGGAGACCUGCGGUCUCAAAAGCAGAAGCUGUCCCGGCAACUUCGCGACAAAGAAGAAGAGGUGGAAAUGAGCAUGCAGAAAAUUGAUGCUAUGAGACAGGACAUCCGUAAAUCAGAGAAGAUCAGAAAAGAGCUGGAAGCCCAACUUGAAGAAGUUGUAGCAGAAGCAUCAAAAGAACGCAAGCUUCGUGAGCACAGUGAGGUCUUCUCCAAACAAUUGGAAAAUGAACUGGAAGCACUAAAGCUGAAGCAGGGAGGUCGGGCAGCAGGUGCCACACUAGAGCAUCAGCAGGAGCUUUCCAAAAUUAAGUCUGAGCUGGAAAAGAAAAUCCUAUUUUAUGAAGAGGAGUUGGUCCGACGAGAAGCAUCACAUGUCUUGGAAGUCAAAAAUGUGAAAAAGGAAGUACAUGAUUCAGAGAGUCAUCAGCUUGCACUGCAGAAAGAGAUCAUGAUACUAAAGGAUAAAUUAGAGAAAACAAAGCGAGAGAGGCACAGUGAAAUGGAGGAAGCAGUAGGAACAAUGAAAGACAAGUAUGAGCGUGAAAGAUCUAUGCUCUUGGAAGAUAACAAAAAGCUAACAACAGAAAAUGAGAGGCUCUGCUCCUUUGUGGACAAAUUAACAGCACAGAACAGGCAGCUGGAAGAUGAGCUCCAAGACCUAGCAGCAAAGAAGGAGUCUGUUGCUCACUGGGAAGCUCAGAUUGCAGAGAUUAUUCAAUGGGUAAGUGAUGAGAAGGAUGCUCGUGGCUAUCUCCAAGCAUUGGCUUCCAAGAUGACAGAAGAAUUAGAAUCAUUGAGAAGUUCCAGUCUGGGGUCACGAACACUGGAUCCACUUUGGAAAGUGCGACGCAGUCAGAAGUUGGAUAUGUCAGCCAGGCUGGAAUUACAGUCAGCCCUUGAUGCAGAAAUUCGUGCCAAACAACUAGUUCAGGAAGAGCUACGAAAAGUUAAAGAUGCAAAUAUGUCUUUUGAAAGUAAAUUAAAGGAAUCAGAAGCAAAAAAUAGGGAACUGUUGGAAGAGAUGGAAGGUUUGAAGAAAAAAAUGGAAGAAAAAUACAGAACAGAUUCAGGUCUCAAACUUCCAGACUUUCAAGAUUCCAUUUUUGAAUAUUUCAACACUUCUCCUCUUGCACGUGAUCUGACAUUCAGAGAUUCUGUUUCUUCUUCGUCUACAUCUUCUCUGCUAGCCUUUUGGGAAGAAACCAGUUCUAUUAGUGAGCAGGAAACCCAGGGUCCCAAGUCAGAAGUUUCACCGUCUACUUCGGUUGUAACUGCAGAGCAACAGCAAGAAUUUUUUGUGAUUCAGGAACCAAUUCGGCUUCAGAGGAUGCCUGCUGCUCCUUCCCCCACCAUUCAAUCCAUUUCUCUAGCUGUACCAAAGCCUAAAGCUCACCAGCUCAAUAUCAAGUCAUUCACAAGCCCCACUCAGUGUAGUCACUGCACUUCUCUUAUGGUGGGAUUAGUUCGACAAGGUUAUGCCUGUGACGUGUGUUCAUUUGCAUGCCAUGUUUCCUGCAAGGAUAGUGCACCUCAGGUCUGCCCCAUACCCCUUGAGCAAGCCAAAAGGCCUCUUGGAGUAGAUGUGCAAAGAGGAAUAGGAACCGCCUAUAAAGGUUAUGUAAAGGUCCCAAAGCCUACAGGAGUUAAGAAAGGGUGGCAGAGAGCUUAUGCAGUUGUCUGUGACUGUAAGCUGUUCUUAUAUGAUGUGCCUGAAGGAAAAUCCACCCAGCCUGGAGUUGUUGCAAGUCAAGUCUUGGAUCUCAGAGAUGAAGAUUUUUGUGUGAGCUCUGUCCUAGCAUCGGAUGUAAUACAUGCAACUCGUAAAGACAUCCCUUGCAUAUUCAGGGUGACAGCUUCUCUCUUAGGUUUGCCUUCAAAGUCUUGUUCUCUACUCAUCCUGACGGAAAACGAGAAUGAGAAGAGAAAGUGGGUUGGAAUCCUAGAAGGGUUGCAGUCUAUCCUGCACAAAAACAGACUGAAAAACCAGGUUGUGCAUAUUCCACAAGAAGCUUAUGACAGUACACUGCCUCUUAUUAAAGCAAGCUUAGCUGCUGCUAUUGUAGAUCAAGAUAGAAUAGCAAUUGGAUCAGAAGAAGGGCUGUAUGUGAUAGAGGUGACCCGCGAUGUGAUAGUCCGAGCUGCUGACUGCAAGAAGGUGUACCAGAUAGAGCUUGCACCAAAAGAGAAAAUUGUCAUCCUCAUCUGCGGUCGGAACCAUCAUGUUCACCUUUACCCUUGGGCGUCUCUGGAUGGGUCAGAAGGAAACUUUGACAUUAAACUUGCAGAAACUAAAGGCUGCCAAUUGAUUACAACUGGAAUGCUAAAGAAAAGUUCCUCAACGUGUUUGUUUGUGGCUGUCAAGCGACAGGUUUUUUGCUAUGAAAUUCACAGAACUAAACCUUUCCACAAAAAAUUUGGUGAAAUUCAGGCUCCAGGAACUAUACAGUGGAUGACAGUGUUCAAGGACAAGCUCUGUGUUGGCUACCAGUCUGGGUUCUCUCUGUUGACCAUCCAGGGAGAUGGACAAUCUAUAAACCUGGUAAAUCCUAAUGACCCCUCACUUACCUUCCUCUCACAGCAGUCUUUUGAUGCCCUUUGUGCUGUGGAGCUCAGUAAUGAGGAAUACCUGCUUUGCUUCAGCCAUAUGGGAGUAUACGUCGAUUCGCAAGGUCGAAGGUCACGCAUGCAGGAACUAAUGUGGCCUGCAACUCCUGUUGCCUGUAGUUGCAAUUCUUCGUAUGUAACAGUGUACAGCGAGUAUGGUGUUGACGUAUUUGAUGUUAACACUAUGGAAUGGGUGCAGACUAUUGGCCUGCGAAGGAUCAGACCAUUAAACAUGGAUGGCACACUGAACCUCCUUAACUGUGAGCCACCAAGGCUAAUAUAUUUCAAGAACGCGUUUGCAGCAGGAGCUGUCCUCAGUGUACCAGAAACAUCUGACAACAGCAAGAAGCAAAUGCUUCGAACUAGGAGCAAAAGAAGAUUUGUAUUUAAGGUUCCUGAGGAAGAGCGAUUACAGCAAAGGCGGGAAAUGCUUAGAGACCCUGAGCUAAGGUCAAAGAUGAUUUCUAACCCAACGAAUUUCAACCACGUGGCUCAUAUGGGACCAGGAGAUGGAAUGCAGGUUCUCAUGGACCUCCCGCUGGGUUUGUGUCUGUUACUGAAAAUAUGUGGAUGUGGUCAAAGUGUUCUACCUGCUGCGCAGGAUGAAAAACCAUGUCCAUCUACGGCUAACCUCUCACGGCAACAGCAGCAGCAGAGAAACAAAACCUAUAUUUCAUGGCCCUCAUCAAGUGGCAGUGAUGUGGGAGGAGCUGUGCCUUCCCGAAGUAUGUCUGAUCCUGACCAGGAGUUUGACAAAGAGCCUGAUUCAGACUCCACCAAACACUCUACUCCCUCCAACAGCUCAAAUCCAAGUGGUCCCCCCAGCCCCAACUCUCCUCAUAGGAAUCAGCUUACGCUAGAUGGACUGGACCAGUCAACCUGUGAUGCAUAACGCUACCGCUGUCACUACUCUGGCUUUGAUCAUCCACUACUCUGUGGAGUAUUCAAGAGCAGGGCAAAGCUUUCUCAGAUGCUAGUGCCAAGACUGACACUGAAUCUCUAGUGUUGUACAAGAAUAUAUAUCCAGAUUGUAGAUACAAACCAUUGAAAUGAAGAAAAUUCUUUACUAAAUAGUGAUCAAGCUUUUUAUGCAGAAUUGUUCACUGCUCAGUUACGGUUGAUUCCUUUCUGCACAGCUGUGACACAGUUUUAUUGCAUAGGAGCAUUUAAGGCCACCAGUAAAUAGUCUUAUUCUUAUGCUGAAA